This is a messenger RNA of Cylindrotheca closterium, 327 nucleotides long. Lineage: Eukaryota; Bacillariophyta; Bacillariophyceae; Bacillariales; Bacillariaceae. The record is from the annotation of a GenBank genome assembly.
AUGGACAGCACCAUUGACAAACUAAACAAAGAGUUCAAGACCCUCGCAGGAUUGACAAUUGCGCAAGGACAGAUACGCUUGAUGCCAGCGAUCAGAAAGAACAUCUGCGCAUUCAUCCAAUGGUGCAGAGACAAGAUUUGCAUGGGACAAGACCCUACCACAACACCAUUUCCCAUUGUUGAUGCAGCCAAACUGCUCAGACGCAUGAAAUCACACGAACAAUACAUGUAUGGCUCCAGGUUGAUGUUGCAACAAGCGCUACUGCAAGAUUUCACCAACGAUGUCCAAUGGGAUGAUUGGUGCCCAACGUUCAAAAAUUACCUUUGA